Messenger RNA from Vigna umbellata (rice bean), 6540 nucleotides. NCBI's taxonomy places the organism in Eukaryota, Viridiplantae, Streptophyta, Magnoliopsida, Fabales, Fabaceae. The record is from RefSeq and is a predicted model, not a curated record.
CGCGAGGGUUAUGUUUUCUGCUUCUGAACGAGGAACCAAACCCUGCUCUUGUAUCUCUCUCACCGUGAUUCGUAACAAACACUGCAUCAUCAGAAUCGUUAUAGAUCGCGGUGGCUCCAUUGGGGUUAGUUUCUCCCCUUCAAUCUCUCACCUUGAUGUUGAAAACAUUCAAAUCCUCAACCAAUGUGAGUAGGGUCUCGCUACUUCGCUUCAAAAUCCCUUUUUUCCCACUUUGCACAACUGCCCCGGGCAGCAAUUUGUAUGAUAAUGAAUGUGAGAGUAGUGACACUGAGACAGAGUGGGAGAGAUUGCUCAAACCCUUUGACCUCAAACAGCUUAGAAGGUCACUCGCCCCAAUUAGCCCUUUUCAGCUUUGUAAAUUGCUGGUGCUUCCUCUUGACAUUCCCACUUCAAUGGAACUGUUUCAAAGGGCUGGUGCCCAAAAGGGGUAUUGCCACACCUUUGAUGUCUACUGUCUCUUAAUUGAUAAGCUUGGGGCUGUUGGGGACUUCAAAGUUGUUGAAAACUUGUUGAAGCAAAUGAAAGAUGAAGGAGUUGUGUUUAAGGAAUCACUCUUUAUUUUGAUCAUGAAGCAUUAUGGGAAGGCAGGGUUGCCUGGCCAGGCAACUAGGCUUUUGUUGGACAUGUGGGGUGUUUAUUCCUGUGACCCUACUUUUAAGUCCUAUAAUGUUGUGUUGCAGAUUCUGGUUGAUGGGAAUUGUCCUAGGGUAGCACCUAAUGUUUUCUAUGACAUGUUGAGUAGAGGUGUUUCUCCCACCGUGUAUACCUUUGGUGUGGUCAUGAAAGCCUUGUGUAUGGUUAAUGAAGUUGAUUCGGCUUGCUCGCUUCUCAGGGACCUGGCGAAGCACGGGUGUGUUCCAAAUUCUGUCAUUUACCAGACCCUGAUUCAUGCUCUCUGUGAAAACAAUAGAGUGAGUGAAGCGAUGCGGCUUUUGGAGGACAUGUUUCUGAUGUUCUGUGAGCCUGAUGUUCAGACCUUCAAUGAUGUCAUCCGUGGCCUUUGCAGGGCCGGUCGGAUUCAUGAGGCAGCGAAGUUGGUUGAUCGAAUGUUUCUUCGAGGUUUCAGCGCAGAUGCUCUCACUUAUGGAUAUUUAAUGCAUGGGUUGUGCAGAAUGGGGCAAGUUGAUGAAGCAAGGACCUUACUGAACAAAAUUCCCAGUCCCAACACUGUGCUCUAUAAUACAUUAAUCAAUGGAUAUGUUUCUAGUGGAAGGUUUGAAGAAGCCAAGGGUCUUCUGUACAAUAGCAUGGUAACUGCGGGUUAUGAACCUGAUGCCUACACGUUUAACAUAAUGAUCGAUGGAUUUUGCAAGAAAGGGUAUUUGGUUUCGGCCCUUGAAUUUUUAUCUGAGGUGGUAGCAAAAGGCUUUGAGCCCAAUGUGAUCACGUACACCAUAUUGAUAAAUGGUUUCUGCAAGCAAGGAAGAUUCGAGGAAGUGGCUGAAAUUUUGAAUAGCAUGUCAACCAAGGGUCUGAGUCUGACUACAGUUGGGUACAAUUGCUUGAUCGGUGCACUGUCAAAGGAUGGGAAGAUUGAAGAAGCUUUACAACUGUUUCGCGAAAUGUCAACCAAAGGAUGUAAACCUGACAUUUAUACAUUUAAUUCUUUAAUACAUGGACUGUGCAUGAAUGAUAAGAUGGAACAUGCCUUGAGUUUGUAUCAUGACAUGUUCUUGGAGGGUGUCAUUGCUAACACAGUAACGUACAAUACGUUGAUUAGUGCACUUCUUAUGAGAGAUUCAGUUCAACAAGCAUUUAAGCUUGUCGAUGAAAUGCUAUUUAAAGGGUGUCCUUUAGACAGUAUUACGUAUAAUGGCCUUAUUAAAGUUCUGUGUAGAACUGGGUCAGUUGAAAAAGGAUUGGGAUUGUUUGAAGAAAUGCUUGGGAAAGGGAUUUUUCCAACUGUUACAACUUGCAAUAUUUUGAUCAGUGCCUUGUGUAGAACUGGAAAAGUAAAUGAUGCUUUAAAAUUUCUCCGGGAUAUGAUUCAUCGUGGUUUGACACCAAAUGUAGUCAGUUAUAACUGCCUGAUCAAUGGUCUUUGCAAGAUGGGUCAUGUUCAAGAGGCACUAAACAUUUUUAAUAGGUUACAAGGUGAAGGAAUUUGUCCUGAUGAUAUUACAUAUAACACACUGAUCAGUAGACACUGUCAUGAGGAUAUGUUUAAUGAUGCGUGUCUGCUUUUACAUAGAGGCGUAGAUAAUGGGUUCAUUCCCAAUGAAAUCACUUGGUCAAUACUGAUAAACUAUUUUGUAAAAAAAAUGCCACGGGGAGCAAGACUUUCUAAGGAUUACAUGGUGGAAUUUGGAGCUUCUUCUCCAAUCCAUGUGAGAGGCACCCUUCUUCUUCUUGUUGUUGUUGAUUUUGAGAUGAAUCGUGUACUGCUUCCGAAGCACGUUGCGGCGGUGGUGAAAGCCCAAAAGGACCCUCUGAAAGCGCUGGAAAUGUUCAACUCGGCGAAAAAGGAGUCUGGCUUCAAGCACACGCUGCUAACGUACAAGUGCAUGGUGCAGAAGCUGGGCCAUCACGGCGAGUUCGAGGAGAUGGAGAAGGUGCUUUCGGAAAUGAGAGAGUACGUCAGCAACGCGCUUCUGGAAGGCGCGUACAUCGAGGCCAUGAAAAACUAUGGUAGGAAGGGGAAGGUUCAGGAAGCAGUGGACACCUUCGAACGCAUGGACUUCUACAACUGCGACCCCUCCGUUCACUCCUACAACGCCAUUAUGAACAUUUUGGUGGAGUACGGUUACCAUGACCAAGCCCACAAAGUAUACAUGAGGAUGAGAGACAGAGGGGUGGAAUCUGAUGUGUACACCUACACCGUAAGGAUCAAGUCCUUCUGCAGAACUUCCAGGCCUCACGCUGCUCUCAGACUCCUUCGAAACAUGCCUGAACUUGGGUGUGAUUUCAAUGCUGUCGCCUAUUGCACUGUCGUUGCUGGGCUGUAUGAUUCUGGUGACCAUGCUGAUGCGAGUGUUCUGUUUGAUGAAAUGCUUGCGCGGUGUUUGUGCCCCGAUGUUGUCACGUUUAAUAAACUUUUGCAUGUCCUUUGCAAAAAAGGUCUUGUUUCUGAAAGUGAGAAGCUUCUCGGCAAGGCUUUGAAGAGGGGGGUUUGUCCCAAUUUGUUCACAUUUAAUAUUUUUGUUCAAGGGCUUUGUAGGGAAGGGGCUCUUGACCGUGCUGUUAGGUUGUUGGAUAGUGUGUUGAGGGAGGGAUUGAGUCUUGAUGUCGUCACUUAUAAUAUAUUGAUAUGUGGUCUGUGUAGGAAUUCGUGGGUUGUGGAGGCAGAAGAUUACUUGCGGAAAAUGGUGAAUGAUGGAUUUGAGCCUGAUGCUUUUACCUAUAAUAGUAUUAUUGAUGGGUACUGCAAGAAGGGGAUGGUGCAAUGUGCAAAUAGGGUGCUGAAGGAUGCAAUUUUUAGGGGUUUUAAACCUGAUGAGUUUACUUAUUGUUCCCUAAUUAAUGGGUUUUGCCGGGACGGUGACCCUGAUCAAGCCAUGGCUGUCUUUAAGGAUGGACUGGGAAAAGGUUUGAGGCCGAGCGUUGUUGUUUACAAUACCUUGAUUAAAGGGUUGUCUCAGCAGGGUCUUAUUUUACCCGCUUUGCAAUUGAUGAAUGAGAUGUCGGAAAAUGGUUGUCAACCCAAUAUAUGGACUUAUAAUUUAGUUAUAAAUGGCUUGUGCAAGAUGGGUUGUGUGUCUGAUGCUACUCAUCUUGUAGAUGAUGCUAUUGCCAAAGGGUGCCUCCCGGACAUAUUUACCUAUAAUACUUUGAUCGAUGGCUAUUGUAAACAGAUGAAGUUAGACAAUGCAACUGAGGUAGUAAAUAGAAUGUGGAGUCUGGGCAUGACUCCCGAUGUUAUCACAUACAACACUUUGCUGAAUGGGCUUUGCAAGGCUGCAAAAUCUGAAGAAGUAAUGGAGAUUUUCAAGGCUAUGGAGGAGAAGGGAUGUGCUCCAAACAUAGUUACGUAUAACAUUAUUGUAGAGAGCCUUUGUAAAGCUAAGAAAGUAAGUGAAGCUGUAGAUUUGCUUGGGGAAAUGAAAAGCAAGGGUUUGAAACCUGAUGUUGUUAGUUUUGGCACAUUGAUCACUGGGUUCUGUAAGAUUGGGGAUCUGGAUGGUGCUUACCGGUUAUUUAGAAGGAUGGAAAAACAAUAUGAUGUUUGCCAUACAACCGCAACAUAUAACAUCAUAAUCAGUGCAUUUUCUGAACAACUCAACAUGAUUAUGGCCAUGAAGCUCUUCUCUAAGAUGAAGGGCAAUGGCUGUGACCCAGACAACUAUACCUAUCGGGUUGUCAUAGAUGGCUUUUGCAAAAUGGGAAAUAUUUCUCAAGGAUACAAUUUUCUUUUGGAAAAUAUUGAAAAGGGGUUUACACCAUCAUUGACAACAUUUGGACGGGUUUUAAAUUGUUUGUGUGCAAAGGACAAGGUUCCAGAAGCAGUUAGUAUCAUCCACUGUAUGUUACAAAAGGGCAUCAUUCCAAAUACUGUAAAUACAAUUUUUGAAGCUGAUAAAAAGGUGGUAGCGGCGCCUAAGAUUCUUGUAGAAGAUUUGUUGAAAAAGGGUCACAUAACUUAUCACACUUACGAACUACUCCAUGAUGGUAUUAGAGAUAGAAAGAUACCCAAGAAAAGACUCCCAACUGCGAAUUCUCUUCAUCGAGGGGCCAAGUGACCAGCUUUUGAUAGAAGAUAAUAUCUUUUGAAAGUGAUCAUUCAUGACUCUGCCCAUGGAUAAUAUCUUUGGAAGGUAAUCAUUCAUGACCCUAUGCUCAGUUCUAACUUGCAAAGGUAUUUGGAGCUUCCAGUAGAUGUCUACUAUUAUGAUACUGAAUUUCGCAAUGCUAACCUACCAGACAUGAGUCUUCAAGCCAUAUUUUACAUUCAGAAGUGCAUUUGAAGAAUGAGGAGUAAUGAUGCUCAUCCACAUACUCAAGUCCUCGACAACCAAUGGAGAAAGAUAGCUGCUAAUUUUCGCAGCAUUAUCUUUUGAUUUGUAACAUGGAAGUUAAAAUACAAGUCAUUCUUGAAUAUCGAAAGGUUGCCGCUUCAACCAACAGGGAAGUAGAUGCACAUAUUCCUAGUUACCCUAACUUGCCACGGCAACUUAUCUGUUAGCUUGAAAAAGUGAAAGUGCACGUGAGGAUAACAUAAAUAGUUCAGAACUUCAGAUUAAAUGUACAUCUGGAACAUUUUAACGGGCUUGCACUCCGAACCUUUAAAUCAUGCAUCCUGAUGCUGAAGCAGAAGUAUAUGUGCAAGUGACUGCAACCUCUAAGUUCUGUACUUUUUCUAUUAUUUCCACCUUGAUCUAUUUUUAUUUUUAAUUUUUGUAGCAUAUGUUGACAUUAUUGAUUUUGUAGCAAGAGCAAAAGGUGGUGUAUCUUCUGCGUGCUGAAUUGAGCAAUCCCAGCAAGCAACCAACCGAUACUCCUGCAAAACAUUUACUACAAGUGAUACCCAGCACUCAUGGAGGAUUUUAUUUUCCUCGAAGAGCUGCUGAAAAAGUCUUCCCCUCCUCAUGGAAGUCAUAUUAACUUAGUGAUAUUGUCUUUUAUAUGUUUCUUUAAUUUGUUUCUCAGGAUUACUCACAGCAGCCUCCUGCUCGAGAACUAAUAGCCGGAGAUGUUCAUGAUAAUGAAUGGAAAUUUGCACACAUUUCAUGGUUUGUUGUUGUAAAGUUUUCAAUAUAAAUUUUUUAUGGUUCGUGUAUCUACAUUUCUACGUCCACUUUAUGCUGUUGCACAUAAUUACUGGUAAAGAAACACUGCUCUGAUGAUGGUCUUGCAUAUUAGAUAAAACUGUGAUCUUUCUUUAUAUCAUGCAAAGCAUUAAUUGGAGUAGCAUUGGCAGCAGGGCAUAGGUUUCUAAGCAGUAAUUUUGUUUCAUUAGGGUAUGCAUGAAUAAGAUGGCUGUGCUAUUUCUACUUCUGUCUUAUUGCAUACCGUCACAUCCUUACUUGGUUGGCUUGGAUUCUUUGCUUGUGAUGAGCCCCUAGCCCCUAACACCUUGUCCUCUUAAAAUUAACAAGAUGAACUCUUAUAGCUUGUUUGGUCAAAUUUAUUUCUAGUCCUAAACGUAGUAUUACUGUUGUAAUAUUUAAAUUUUAGUCAACCUUGGUUGGUCUAAUUUUUUGUUUUGUAUGAACAGUAUGAAAGCUGUGUUAAGAAUCAUUACAAAGUUGAGUGUAUAGUCCUUAAUCAUAUACAAAUUACCCUCUCUGGCUCUUCUACUUUUCCUGAAGAUCCUUAUCCGUAUGACGUUUGACAUUUAUUUACAGCAAACGAAAAUUGCAUAAUUUGUUAUGUUUCCAUUUCGAUCAACAUUUAGCCAAUGAAUGAGUUGAUUCCUGACUAGAAAGUUUAAUACUUCAAUUUAGAUUUAUCUGAUUCCUGAUUCUGCACAGAAGCAGUUACAUUUAAUAAUUUUGCAGGGGUUGUGAACAAUGUGUGGCACAUCAAAUACUAUCUCCACUGGAAGUGCAGCAAAUUGGGAAAGGUGUUAGUCCUUCUACUUCU